Hibiscus syriacus is the source of this 557-nucleotide messenger RNA. RefSeq names its product mitochondrial import inner membrane translocase subunit Tim13-like. Bases 50 to 313 code for a protein of 87 amino acids. The record is from RefSeq and is a predicted model, not a curated record. NCBI's taxonomy places the organism in Eukaryota, Viridiplantae, Streptophyta, Magnoliopsida, Malvales, Malvaceae. The transcript has 3 exons.
GGAGAGAGAGAGAGACAGUUAAACAAGAAGGAUAAAAGGGAAGGAGAAAAUGGAUUCGUUUUCAACAGGUUCAAGCGGAACAGGAUCUCCCCAAUUUUCUACAGAUGAAUUCAUGGAUCAGAUGAAGGUUCAACUUGCCCAGGCUUAUGCCCAAGAAUUCCUCGAGACGGUAAGGGGGAAGUGCUUUGAAAAGUGCAUAACAAAGCCAGGCUCGAGUCUGAGUGGAAGUGAAAGUAGUUGCAUCUCUAGAUGUGUGGAUCGCUACAUUGAGGCCACCGGUAUUGUUGGCAGGGUUCUUUUCUCUUCCCGUUGAAAUUCUUAAACCGAGAUAUUGGUUUUGAAGAAUGUGUUAGCUGCUAAAGUUUGGACAAGAUCCUUUGUGAAAUUUGCACUUUGUUUUGGUACCAUGUUUCCUAAAUUUAACUUGAGAAAUUGUAACUUUGCAUAAAUUUCUGAAUUUGUACUUGUUAAUCUUGCAAACCAGAUACCUCUGAGAUUUUACAUGGUUAAUACUCUUUUGUUACUAUAUGAUCCUUGAGUUGUUCAUUUUUCUUGUC